Momordica charantia (bitter melon) is the source of this 1258-nucleotide messenger RNA. RefSeq names its product bZIP transcription factor 44. The record is from RefSeq and is a predicted model, not a curated record. Gene Ontology annotation, molecular function: DNA-binding transcription factor activity; transcription cis-regulatory region binding. Gene Ontology annotation, biological process: positive regulation of DNA-templated transcription. Gene Ontology annotation, cellular component: nucleus. NCBI's taxonomy places the organism in Eukaryota, Viridiplantae, Streptophyta, Magnoliopsida, Cucurbitales, Cucurbitaceae.
UUUAUGAUGGGAGUACAAAAUUAUUAGGAUGAGAAUAAACUAUUUACAAUAUUGUAGAAUAAAAUACAAAGCUAUCCAUUCAAAAAUUUAUUUCCUUUGUUUAAUCUUUUGUGAUGCAACGCAGCAGCUUCCUCCAUUUUCCUGAUUAUUCUAUCCAUUUCCAAUGGGCGUUUCUGGUCUAUAAAAAUCCACCACCAUUUCUUCCCUAAACCUCUCCUCUCCGAUUCCUCUUUCAAUUUCCCUCUCUGUUCUUUUCUCUGUCUUUCCCACGUUUUCCCGAGAAAAUUUUCAGGUGUUUUAAUGCUUCCAUUCUGUUUCUUUGAUUCUUCGGAUUCAUGUCUCCAGUAGUCAGUGAGGUUCUUCUCUCUGGUUUCAUCAUAAACUCCGCUCUCCGCCGCCGUACCCAUCUCGUCCAAUCCUUCUCCGUCGUUUUCCUCUACUGGUUCUACGUUUUCUCAUGAACUAGCCCGGCCCCCAGAUCCCAAUUUCUCAUCUCCAGAUCUUUCGAUUCAUCGCUGAAAUCAUCAUCUGGGUUCCUCAAUUCGUGCCAUUUCGAGCAAAACCCAUAUCGAAUUUCACCCCCUUCUUCACAAAAAAAAUAUUGCUCUGUUUCUCUCUGGCUGAGGCACGGCCGGUUUCCAUGGCUUCUCCGGUAGGAAGUUCAUUGGGAUCUCCGAGCUCUGACGAAGAUCUGCGGCAAAUCGUGGAUCAGAGGAAGAGGAAGAGAAUGAUAUCGAAUCGCGAAUCGGCCCGCCGGUCGAGGAUGCGGAAGCAGAAACAGCUGGACGAUCUGACGGUUCAGGUGGCCCAAAUCAGAUCGGAGAAUGAGCAAAUCCCCGUCAACAUCAAUUUCACCACCCAGCUUUACCGGAAUCUGGAGGCGGAGAACUCGGUUCUCCGGGCCCAGAUGGCGGAGCUCCGCCACAGAUUGGACUCGCUAAACGAAAUCACGAGCUUCAUAAACUCCAGCACCAGAAAUCUGUUUGAAACUGAACAAGAUCAUGAUGAAAUUUGUGGCAUUGAUGGGUUUGUUGAUUCGUGGGGAUUCCCCUUUCUCAACCAGCCAAUCAUGGCGGCUGGUGACAUGUUUAUGUGCUGAAAGGGAGAGCAAACCAAAACCAUGGUGGGGUUUCAUCAUAUUAUUAUUAUUAUUGGUACUUGGUCUUUUGUGUAAUGUGGAUAUCUACUCUUUUGAAAUGUAAUCAAUGUACCUUUAAUGAUGAUUAAGAAAAAAAGUAUUUGAAAGAUGGAGUGCCCA